AACCCUUAUAAUAAUUUAGUUUGGCUAAAAGACUUCUAUGUUUAGUGACUUUAUGUUUAACUUUUAGGUGGAGAGGCUGGAAACAAAAGUGGUAAAUCUAAUGAAAUUAUAUGGAACCUUAAAAAAAGACAAAAGGGCAGAAUCCAAUGUUCAGAAAGCUUCAGUUGAUGCAGCACGUACCACUCAGCAGCUGGAGGAGGUCAUUGAUAAUUUCCAGCUGCAGAAGAUCAAGGACAUACAGAUAACAAAGAAAUUUCCAGUGGAGACUGGGGAGAAGAGAGAAACAGCGGUGAAGCAAGAAAGUAGGCUGCAGAGCUUCAGGAACCUAUAGACAUGCGUCAGCUAGUGUGACAUCACUUCACUGCAGAUUUUUGGUUGGUUGCUUCUACAAGACAGACUACAAGGCGGUGGGCUAAGACAUGUGACCUACUGCUCUGAAAAAAAUCAACCUUUCUGUAUCAGUGUUAUCAACAAGCUAGGAAUUUUAUGCUCUGUUAAUAUUGGUAGUGGUUUAACUGUUGCUGAAAUCAAUCACACAUAUUUACAUAUAUACACAUUUUGGAAACAGAAAGAGGGACAAAAAGAUUUGCCACUUUUAGCACCCAUUUUU
Molecule: messenger RNA, 610 nt
Organism: Xenopus laevis (African clawed frog)
Lineage: Eukaryota; Metazoa; Chordata; Amphibia; Anura; Pipidae
Product: protein FAM92A-like
Exons: 4
Coding region: 101-331 (76 amino acids)
Source: RefSeq, a predicted model, not a curated record